GGCGGAUGGAGGGCGCAAGCGGGCGGCCGCGGCGGCUGCACCCGGCGGGGCGCUGAUGCGGCGCCUGGACCUUCGCUGCGCGACUUCGGGGGCGUCGGCCGAGAGGGCACUCCGCGAUGCAGCUCCUGAAGGCGCUCUGGGCACUCGCCGGCGCCGCGCUCUGCUGCUUCCUCGUCCUGGUGAUCCACGCGCAGUUCCUGAGAGAAGGUCAGCUGGCCGCCGGCACCUGUGAGAUUGUGACCCUGGACCGGGACAGCAGCCAGCCCCGGAGGACGAUCGCCCGGCAGACGGCUCGCUGUGCCUGCCGCAAGGGGCAGAUCGCCGGCACCACGAGAGCCCGGCCCGCCUGCGUGGACGCCCGCAUCAUCAGGACCAAGCAGUGGUGCGACAUGCGGCCCUGCCUGGAGGGCGAAGGCUGCGACCUGCUCAUCAACCGCUCGGGCUGGACGUGCACGCAGCCCGGCGGGCGCAUAAAGACCACCACGGUCUCCUGACAGACGCAGCCCCCCAGGGGCCUGCGAGGGGCCGCGGCUGCCCGGAGAGGCCCCACCUUGGCGAGGCCACACCUGGGCCAGGCCGCCCCACCACGGAUGCUCCCCGCUCUCGGCCGUCGGCCCGCCCUCCGACUCCCCUCGGCCCGACACGGACAGCCCACGCCCCGGGCCGCCUGCGCUGAGUCUGUCGGCUGCAGAAGGAGUCGGCCUGGGACGCAGGGGGGCCCCCGGGGCCCCGGGAGCCCAGCCUCGCCCGCCCUUCCUGGCCGGACACUGGCGGUGCCCCCCGCAGAGGACCAGGACGCGGACGCACAGGAGGAGGCCGAGGCCGGAGCGGCGAGGACAGCGCCGGCCGGGAGACGGACUCUGGGGCGCGGACGCGGCCUCUCCCUGCGCCCGGACUGUCUGAAUCACUUUUAUUUUCUUACCCUGUCAGUAUGUACUCGAUAGACCAAAGAGCAAAUCUAUUUUAACGUGGACGCGCCCCCAGGCCCGCGGCCCCGGGGCCGACGGGGGCGCCAGCCGGGCGGAGAGGGCGGCUGCGGCAGAGGCGCCCACCACACGGACACCGCGGCGCGCCCUGAGCCGGCCGAGCCGCCGCCGGAGGACGGCGCCGCCCUGCGGGACGGACACGGGGGCCAUGGCCUCACGCGGAGCCCGCCCACCGCCGCCCCAGGCCACGGAUGGCGGCCCGCCCGCCCGCCCCUCUGUACGUAGAUGGACCCGACGGUACUAAACGCGCUGUUUUAACCGGUUAGACUCGCCUCCACGCCCCGUCCCCGGUAGCGGGGUGACCCAGUACUCGCCACGAGCAUGUUGGGCCGGUCUCCCCGGACCGCCGCCUCAUCCGACGCACCAUUUAGCUCCCGAAAGCCAAUUAAAGGAAACUGAAGUAACACUCGUUUGAAAGAGAUCAUUAAAUGUAUUUUGCAAAGCCUAAAGUUAUAUAUUUAACAGUUUUUAUAUGUUGUAUAUUUGUAGAAAAUCCUAUUUAACAAUCCACGGGGUGGCCCUGGCCGAGGCCACGUGCCCCCGGGGGCCUCGGGGGCGGCGCGGCGGGCAGGACGGGGCGGCGGGUGAGCGGAGGGCGGGGGGCGCCCGGGCAGGCCGAGUCCUGGCGCCUGGACCCUGUGCAGAGCCGGUCCCCUCGGCCUCUGUCUUGGUGGCCACUGUGUGUACAGAGCUUGGAUGUCACCUCUCCCGGAGGGCCGUGUCCCCCUCCUCAGCCGUCACGUCCACAGACCCUGAGGGCAGCGGGCCGCCCCUCCCUCCGUCCCUGCCCGGACACCCCGACUGUCCCCCCCCCGGUCUCCACGGCAGGAGGUCGGGGCGCGGGUCUGGGCCUCGGCACGCAACUCGGCAGGAGCCCCGCCUCCCGAGCCCUCCCACCUGGGAGGCGGACCACCAGGCCCCACGAGGGGGCACCGCCGUGUCCCUCGCUGCCCUGGCCCUGCCCUGCCAGGCCCCUCCGUCUCCCGGAGUCCCGGGGACGCAUACUACCUACGAGUCCGAUUAACAGGCGUGUUAUGCUAGUUCUCUGCUACUAAACAGAAGGGGGAAAUUACUAUAUAGCCACUGUUCCCGCCACCUGUAGACUAAACAUAGGACAGGAAUCCAUUUAUUUAAGAUCCGUCCCAGCGUCUGCGAGUAUUUAAGUUACCUUUCAGCCACCACAGACUUCGGCAUGUGUCUCGGCGUGCAGGCACCGGUGGAGGGGCGGCCCUCUGGGCAGGGCGGCGGUGGCGGCGGGGAGUCCGCCCGGGGCGCUGUCCCCGGCGGCCGGCCGGGCAGGAGGCCCGCGGAGGCCGGAGCAGCCCAGACGUCCCGGCCGGGGCGGCCGCCCCCCUCUCGCCUGCUGCUUCCGAUGGGGAGUGUAGCCACCUUCGAGGGCAGAGGCCGGGAGAUUUGAGAUGUUACAGCCAUUUCUUUUCUUGUUUUACAGUAUUCGAUUUUGUGUUGAUUCAGCUAAAUUAUGAAAA
Phyllostomus hastatus (greater spear-nosed bat) is the source of this 2473-nucleotide messenger RNA. RefSeq names its product TAFA chemokine like family member 5 (gene TAFA5). Bases 117 to 494 code for a protein of 125 amino acids. The record is from RefSeq and is a predicted model, not a curated record. Gene Ontology annotation, molecular function: receptor ligand activity; G protein-coupled receptor binding. The transcript is spliced from 4 exons. Lineage: Eukaryota; Metazoa; Chordata; Mammalia; Chiroptera; Phyllostomidae. Gene Ontology annotation, biological process: G protein-coupled receptor signaling pathway.